AUUCUGAAAUUAUGUUCUUUCUGCUUUUCUGGUAUUAAAAUGUGUCCUGUUAUGGAAGAAGGUGAUAGUAGAUAGUGUGUGUGUGUGUGUGUUUGUGUGUUUGUGCACGUGCACUUAAUGUCCUGACUGAGCAAAAUAAAAAGUAGUGGUCCUCUGCUAAUCCUCUUAUUAGAAAGCCAUUUAAAUUCAGAAGGCUAGACCCCCUGAUCAAGGGGAGUGGCUGGCUGGAGCUACUGGAGACGGGCCAGGUUAGGCUUUGAGUUCCAGGGGUACCUCCUGACCUGCAGGUAGAGGUCUGAGGAUGUUCAUCACAAGAAACAGUAUUAACAACAAGGUUCCAGUAUAACUUUGUGCAGUGUUGUGUCACAGUGUAAAGGAGAAAUUUAAUUUUUAAAAUAAAUGCACAAGACUUUUGCCACGGUACAUAUUGUUAUUUUAUUUGAAACUGUACUGAGAUAUUUCUGCCAAGUGCUUCAACUAGUAUUGCAUUAUUUGUUUAUAAUCACAAAAGAUGUUACUGUACUGGCAUUUGUUUUUAAAAAGCUGUCGAUAUUCAACCAGCAUGCCUUGGACUUUACUGUGGGAAGACCCUAUUAUUUAAAAAUGGCUCAACUGAACUGUAUGGAGAAUGUGGGGUGUGUCCGAGAGGACAGAGAACAAACGCACAGAAGUACUGCCAGCCUUGCACAGAGUCUCCAGAGCUCUAUGAUUGGCUCUAUCUUGGAUUCAUGGCUAUGCUUCCCCUUGUUUUGCAUUGGUUCUUCAUUGAAUGGUACUCGGGGAAAAAGAGUUCCAGUGCACUUUUCCAGCACAUCACCGCAUUAUUUGAAUGCAGCAUGGCCGCCAUCAUCACCUUACUUGUGAGCGAUCCAGUCGGUGUUCUUUAUAUCCGUUCAUGCCGAGUACUGAUGCUUUCUGAUUGGUACACGAUGCUUUACAACCCAAGUCCAGAUUAUGUCACCACCGUGCACUGUACUCACGAAGCUGUCUACCCACUCUACACCAUUGUAUUUAUCUACUAUGCGUUCUGCUUGGUGUUAAUGAUGCUGCUCCGGCCUCUGCUGGUAAAGAAGAUUGCCUGUGGGUUAGGGAAGUCGGAUCGAUUUAAAAGUAUUUACGCUGCACUUUACUUCUUCCCCAUUCUAACCGUGCUUCAGGCCGUUGGUGGAGGCCUUUUAUAUUACGCUUUCCCAUACAUUAUAUUGGUGUUAUCUUUGGUUACUCUGGCUGUGUACAUGUCGGCCUCUGAAAUAGAGAACUGCUAUGAUCUUCUAGUCAGGAAGAAGAGACUCAUCGUCCUCUUCAGCCACUGGCUACUUCAUGCUUACGGGAUCAUCUCCAUCUCCAGAGUGGAUAAACUCGAGCAAGACUUACCCCUUUUGGCCUUGGUACCCACUCCAGCCCUUUUUUACUUGUUCACAGCAAAGUUUACUGAACCUUCACGGAUACUCUCAGAAGGAGCCAAUGGACACUGAAUAUAACAUGCCAAAACCCCUAAGAAGCAUUCUUAAUAAAAAAGUAAAGAAAUUAAAAAUG
Myotis davidii is the source of this 1536-nucleotide messenger RNA. It is a transcript of the gene JKAMP, whose product is annotated as JNK1/MAPK8-associated membrane protein. Gene Ontology annotation, biological process: response to unfolded protein. The transcript has 6 exons. Bases 729 to 1475 code for a protein of 248 amino acids. Gene Ontology annotation, cellular component: membrane. Gene Ontology annotation, molecular function: ubiquitin protein ligase binding. The record is from RefSeq and is a predicted model, not a curated record. NCBI's taxonomy places the organism in Eukaryota, Metazoa, Chordata, Mammalia, Chiroptera, Vespertilionidae.